Molecule: messenger RNA, 4239 nt
Organism: Mus caroli (Ryukyu mouse)
Lineage: Eukaryota; Metazoa; Chordata; Mammalia; Rodentia; Muridae
Gene: Vps39
Product: VPS39 subunit of HOPS complex
Biological process (GO): endosomal vesicle fusion; vesicle-mediated transport; intracellular protein transport
Cellular component (GO): cytoplasm; membrane
Molecular function (GO): protein binding
Source: RefSeq, a predicted model, not a curated record
AGGCAACAGGAAGUCCGGCGGCGAGGAUGGAGUUGUUGCUGAAGGCCCUGUAGCGGGGGUCCCUGGUGGGAUCCGAGUCUUCCCUGUUUUUGGACGGCAGACUCCUCCCAGCAGCAGGGGCGGGACGGUGGCGGCGAAGCUCCCGCAGCCAUGCAUGACGCUUUCGAGCCGGUGCCGAUCCUGGAAAAGCUUCCCCUGCAGAUCGACUGCCUGGCUGCCUGGGAGGAAUGGCUUCUUGUUGGAACCAAGCAAGGGCAUCUUCUUCUCUACAGGAUUCGGAAGGAUGUUGUGCCAGCAGAUGUAGCCUCACCUGAAAGCGGCAGUUGUAACAGGUUUGAGGUAACACUAGAGAAGUCCAAUAAGAACUUUUCCAAAAAGAUCCAGCAGAUCCAUGUGGUUUCCCAGUUUAAGAUUCUGGUCAGCUUGUUAGAAAACAACAUUUAUGUCCAUGACUUACUGACAUUUCAACAAAUCACUACAGUCUCAAAGGCCAAGGGUGCAUCACUGUUCACCUGUGACCUCCAGCACACUGAGACGGGUGAGGAGGUGUUGCGGAUGUGUGUGGCAGUGAGGAAGAAGCUGCAGCUGUACUUCUGGAAGGACAGAGAAUUCCACGAACUGCAGGGAGACUUUAGUGUGCCAGAUGUGCCCAAGUCCAUGGCAUGGUGUGAAAAUUCUAUCUGCGUUGGUUUCAAGAGAGACUAUUACCUGAUCAGGGUGGAUGGAAAGGGGUCCAUCAAAGAGCUCUUCCCAACAGGCAAGCAGCUGGAGCCCUUAGUUGCCCCUCUGGCAGAUGGAAAAGUAGCUGUGGGUCAGGAUGAUCUGACUGUGGUGCUUAACGAGGAAGGCAUCUGCACGCAGAAAUGCGCCCUGAACUGGACAGACAUCCCAGUGGCCAUGGAGCACCAGCCUCCAUACAUUGUUGCAGUGUUGCCAAGAUACGUGGAGAUCCGAACACUGGAACCAAGGCUUCUGGUCCAAAGCAUCGAGUUGCAAAGGCCUCGCUUCAUUACAUCAGGGGGAUCAAACAUUAUCUAUGUGGCCAGCAAUCAUUUUGUUUGGAGACUCAUUCCUGUCCCCAUGGCAACCCAAAUCCAACAGCUUCUCCAGGACAAGCAGUUUGAAUUGGCUCUGCAGCUCGCUGAGAUGAAAGAUGACUCAGACAGUGAAAAGCAGCAGCAGAUCCAUCACAUUAAGAACUUGUAUGCCUUCAACCUCUUCUGCCAGAAGCGCUUUGAUGAGUCCAUGCAGGUCUUUGCUAAACUUGGCACAGAUCCCACCCACGUGAUGGGCUUGUACCCCGACCUACUGCCCACGGACUACAGGAAGCAACUGCAGUACCCCAACCCGCUGCCCACACUCUCUGGUGCUGAACUGGAGAAGGCUCACUUAGCUCUCAUUGACUACCUGACACAGAAACGGAGCCAGUUGGUAAAGAAGCUGAAUGACUCGGAUCACCAGUCCAGCACCUCCCCGCUCAUGGAGGGCACUCCCACCAUCAAGUCCAAGAAGAAGUUACUUCAGAUCAUUGACACCACUCUGCUCAAGUGCUACCUCCAUACAAAUGUGGCCCUGGUGGCUCCCUUGCUGCGCCUGGAGAACAACCACUGUCACAUCGAGGAGAGUGAGCAUGUACUGAAGAAGGCUCACAAGUACAGCGAGCUGAUCAUCCUGUAUGAGAAGAAGGGGCUCCAUGAGAAAGCUCUGCAGGUGCUAGUGGACCAGUCCAAGAAAGCAAACUCACCUUUGAAAGGCCACGAGAGGACGGUGCAGUAUCUGCAGCAUUUAGGCACAGAAAACCUUCAUCUGAUUUUUUCCUACUCAGUCUGGGUGCUGAGAGACUUCCCAGAAGAUGGCCUGAAGAUAUUCACUGAAGACCUCCCAGAGGUAGAGUCUCUGCCACGAGAUCGAGUGCUCAACUUCUUGAUAGAGAAUUUCAAGGCUCUGGCCAUUCCUUAUCUGGAACACAUCAUCCACGUGUGGGAGGAGACAGGCUCACAGUUCCACAAUUGCCUGAUCCAGCUGUACUGUGAGAAAGUGCAGAGUCUGAUGAAAGACUACCUCCUGUCGCUGCCCACAGGUAAAAGUCCAGUCCCUGCUGGAGAGGAAGGGGGUGAACUGGGAGAAUACCGACAGAAGCUGCUCAUGUUCUUGGAGAUUUCCAGCCACUAUGAUCCAGGCCGGCUCAUCUGUGAUUUUCCCUUUGAUGGCCUCUUAGAAGAGCGAGCUCUCCUGUUGGGGCGCAUGGGGAAGCACGAACAAGCUCUCUUCAUCUAUGUCCACGUCUUGAAGGACACAAAGAUGGCUAAGGAGUACUGCCACAAACACUACGACCAAAACAAAGAAGGCAACAAAGAUGUGUAUCUGUCCCUGCUUCGGAUGUACCUGUCACCUCCAAGCAUUCACUGCCUGGGGCCAAUCAAACUAGAGCUCCUGGAGCCACAGGCCAACCUCCAGGCUGCCCUGCAAGUCCUAGAGCUGCACUACAGCAAAUUAGACACCACCAAGGCAAUCAACCUUCUGCCAGCAAACACUCAGAUCAAUGACAUACGCAUCUUUCUAGAAAAGGUCUUAGAAGAAAAUGCACAAAAGAAAAGGUUCAAUCAAGUGCUUAAGAAUCUUCUCCAUGCGGAGUUCCUCAGGGUUCAGGAAGAGCGAAUUUUACACCAGCAGGUGAAGUGCAUCAUCACUGAGGAGAAGGUGUGCAUGGUGUGCAAGAAGAAGAUUGGGAACAGUGCAUUUGCAAGAUACCCCAAUGGGGUGGUUGUGCACUACUUCUGCUCCAAAGAGGUAAACUCAGCCGACACCUGAGCCCGGCAGCCCAAGCACUCAGCAGUAGACAGCUCAGCUUUCCCAGAGAGUUGAAGGAGCAGCCACCUUGAGAACCAUGGACUGCUACCAGGGAUGAUGCUGGCCACCUUGCUCUCUGGAACAUCUCUGAAUUAACUGGACUUGUCACCUGGCAUUGCCGGCUUUUUACUAGAAGAAGAGAUUAGUUAUAUCUUACGCUGUUAUGUUGCAGACAAUUCCAGGAGUUUAACCCCUGCUUGGACAGGAGGAAAUGCACCGUCUUGCCUUUGUAUACCAAUCACCUGGACAAGGAGAUUUCAUCUCAAGUGUUUGUACCCAUGGGGUUGUUGACUGUGAGUUUCUAUUACAAUAACUGCGCAGCUUCACAAGAUCCCCAGCAUGGCGGCCUGGAGAGUCCCAUGGGAGCCUAGCACUAGAGCUUGCCAGCCCACUGACCACAGGCUGUUUAUACUGCCAAUGUUUUCUCCAGGAGUCUCCCUGCUUAUCCCUUCCGUUUUCAGUCUCCUUUUCUUCCUCACUAUUUAUUUUACCCCUGGAUCUCUUCCCUUGUACCAUCCAUGCUUCCCCUCUCACUGUGUAGACUGGGAGGUAGAGUAUCUAAUACUUAAAUGUGGCAAAUGGGAGGCCCUGAUGAGCAGCUGUCAUGGACAUUGUAUGAAGGGUCUCAGGAGCUGAACUUUUCUACUAAGAUGUGUAGAAGAACACAAGUUUCUGUAGGUGUAGGCUUUGGUACCUCCCCGGGGCAGCACUGUGCAGGGUGUGUGGUCUAGGCAGGAUCUCUGUAGAAGUGCCUGCCUCAGCCACUCACCAGCUGCUUGGACAGGCUGUUGAGUCUUUAUAGGUGAGCACUGAGCAUCUUCCUCCGCUCUAGCCACUUUCUGUCCUGUUGCUUUCCUGGCCAUAGUUGUUCCUGGCCUUUCUUCUGCAAGACUGGAGGAUCGAGCUAGGAUAGCUUGGUAAAGUAUGUCUCACUGCACACAGGGAACAACUGACCAGAAACCAAUAGUGAUGAGAGGGCGUGCGGGUUUGUGGGGCACUGAGGAAUGGCAAAGAGUAAUGCAGGAGCGGCUCUGUUGAGUACGUCAGGGAGCCGGCAAGAGGUACGCAGCAGCAAGAGGUACACAGCAACUUCUGGCCUUGGAGGCACAGGCACCAGGCACAGGCACAUGCACAGACAUAUAUGCAGGCCACACACCCAUAAAUAAAGUUUAAAAAAAAAAAAAAGGAGUGCUGCCCAUGAACCCAUCUGCACCAUCUUAAAAUGCACUUCCUCGGGAGUGGCACUGGGAUGCCAGGCCACUCCCCAUAGGACAGGACCAGAACUUGUGCCAUCAUGUGAGUCCUGCCCUUUUACCUGGUAGGCUUGUAGCAUCCCUUCUUAUGAACUGUGUUUGAAGCAGUAGAAUAAAGCCUGUAUUUUCUCCUGGA